AUGACUAUGCCUCUCACCAAUACCCGGCGAGAGAAGGAUUUCUUGCGGCCGAUGUUCCUGGCCCUUUCCCCUCUCUUUCUUGUCUGUGGACUGCCUUGGGCUUGGGCUUGGGUUUGGGCUUGGGUCGCCAAGGCCCCCAGUCCAAUUUCUAACAACGAGCGCCCAAAGUGGAGGAGGUCAAAUAAAAACAAGAACCACUACCGGAAGAGCGAGGGCCUUCCCGAGCUCUAA
This is a messenger RNA of Sporothrix schenckii 1099-18, 231 nucleotides long. RefSeq lists its product as uncharacterized. The coding region runs from base 1 to 231 and encodes 76 amino acids. The transcript has a single exon. The record is from RefSeq and is a predicted model, not a curated record. Lineage: Eukaryota; Fungi; Ascomycota; Sordariomycetes; Ophiostomatales; Ophiostomataceae.